GGACCCUGCCCGACCGGUAUGCAUUUCGAUGAGAAGCUGCAAAUGUGCGUCUAUACGAAAACAUCAUCGUGUGUCGAUGUGUCCAGCAUCUGUGAAUUGGUACCGGACAAGACUAAGUUCCGCAACGAAAAAGAUUGUGCCAAAUAUUAUGAAUGUUCCAAAAAUCUACCAUCCGCUAAAUCGUGCACCAAACAAUUCUAUGAUGUCCAAGCGGAAAAGUGUGUUGACAAAUCGCUGGUCGUGUGCAACGCCCAUCCAAUACCGGAUAAGAUCUGCAACAAAGUUAAGAAUGCCUAUAAAGCAGAUGAGGCGACAUGUCGUGGUUAUUUUUAUUGUCGCGAUUUGGGUAUUGUCGAAGAUUUGGAACCGAUUUGGGGCCAAUGUCCGGAGGGUACAUUUUUCAGUGAAGCCAAACAGGCAUGUGUAAAUCCAAUCGAUGUCAAAUGUGAUUAUAAUCGUUGUGAUGGACGCGGUAAUCUGAUGGUGACAAGUGGAAAAAAUAACUGUCACAACUAUGUUAUCUGUAAGGAUGGUGCACCGGUUGAGGACAAAGAAUGUAUACGUGAUUAUUUCUUUGAUGAAAAAUAUCAGGCAUGUGUUCCGGAUAUUAUCUACUAUGAAUGUUGUGAUAUUAAGGAAAAAAAGUGA
Molecule: messenger RNA, 648 nt
Organism: Musca vetustissima
Lineage: Eukaryota; Metazoa; Arthropoda; Insecta; Diptera; Muscidae
Product: peritrophin-44-like
Exons: 1
Cellular component (GO): extracellular region
Molecular function (GO): chitin binding
Source: RefSeq, a predicted model, not a curated record